Messenger RNA from Funneliformis caledonium, 1044 nucleotides. The record is from the annotation of a GenBank genome assembly. NCBI's taxonomy places the organism in Eukaryota, Fungi, Glomeromycota, Glomeromycetes, Glomerales, Glomeraceae.
AUGGCUGUCACCAUCCUCGGUUCACGUCUUCACCUUGAUAUCUCACCACAAUCCGAGUUGGCAACCGAUUUGGUCUCAAAUUAUAUGCGUUUGAUGACGUAUGUGUCUGAGGAUCUUCAAACAGUUGUCACAGCCUCACCGUCUGAACCUCCUUUAGCCAUGGUGGCAGCAGCAAUAAUGAAUCAUGAGGAUAUUAGGAUUAGCGACAUUCUCAAGCAUUGGAUUCAGAGAAUCAGGAAAGGUUCUAUUCUACGUGGUUACCGUGGAGAGACUAUCGCUCAAUUUAUCCUGCUGAUGGUUUGGGAUAAGCAUGCGGCCGCUCGGUCUUCUCCCUUGAGCAUCAAGUUCGCAGAACCAAUAAUUAUCUAUGAUUACCUCAGGUCGCUGUUUGUUGAGAAAGUUUUUACAGAUAUCUGGCAAAACAUAAAGGACACAGAGUUGGCAAAGGGAUGGGUUCACUUUAACCAUUUUGCGGGAGUAUCUUACACACUAGCGAAGCGUAAUUUACUUGAGUUUGCCAAGCGUGGAGCAGCAGUUUAUUGUAAAGAGUGUCAGAGGGGUGUCGAUUUAGUGAUUCCAGUUCUAAUCGAUGGCAAUUUGGAUAUUGAGAGUGUUACAUUUAUAUUAGUACAGGUAAAAAAUCACGCUAUAAUAACAGCGUAUCGCGUGGAUGCCACCUCAAAACUCACACCUGCAUAUAUGAAGAUGGAAGAUGCCGCGGAUUGCAUAUUGCCGUAUCUAUCUUUGUAUAUGCAAAUUGGUGCUGAAGGACAUCAUUGUAAUAUUCUAUCAAGUCACAGGCAGAAUAAGAAGAAUCAGAUAUCAUGCGCGCUUUUCGGGAUAACCAAAGAGCUGUACGGCUGUCUGAAUUUGAGGCAGGAUGAUGAGACACUGGAAAUUGAGAAGUCAUUGAAAGAAUUGCGAACAGCAUCUGUGGAUCUCAUGCAACUGAUAGAGGAUGAAGAGAAUAAGGCAAUUGUUCAUCGCAUGUUACCGCUUUAUUAUCCAAAAGAUGAGACAGCAUCAAAAAGGAGGAAAACUUAA